UUGUGGCUUCAUUUUUGAGGGUGAGGUGUUCUGAGUGUCACUUGGUGUUUUUUGAUAUCGUUAUUUAUAUUUUAAAAUGCUGAAGUAGUACAGCGAUCGGGAAAGUGCUCAAAUAUGUGUCGUGAUAGUGAUUUAUAUAAGUAUAGUUUCAUUAAAGUGUAGUGUCCACCAUGUUUCGAUGUAUACCUUUGUUCAAAUGUAAUCGUCAAGUGGAAUGUGUAGACAAGCGGCACUGCUCGUUGCCAACAGUACCUGAAGACAUUUUACGUUAUUCUAGGAGUUUAGAGGAACUUUUUUUGGAUGCUAAUCAUAUAAGAGAUUUACCGAAGAAUUUCUUUAGAUUACAUCGGUUACGACGAUUAGGACUUAGCGAUAAUGAAAUUCACAAGCUACCAGCAGACAUACAGAACUUUGAAAACUUAGUGGAGCUAGAUGUAUCCCGAAAUGACAUUCCCGACAUACCAGAAGACAUCAAGAAGCUGCGGGCGCUGCAGAUCGCCGACUUCAGCAGCAACCCGAUCCCGCGGCUGCCAGCCGGCUUCAGCCAGCUGCGCGCGCUCACCGUGCUCGGCCUCAACGACAUGUCCCUCACCAGCUUACCGAGCGAUUUCGGCAGCUUGGUGUCUCUCCAAUCACUGGAGCUAAGAGAAAAUUUGUUGAAAUCUCUACCAGAGUCGUUAAAAAACCUAAUUAAGCUAGAACGGUUGGAUCUCGGUGAUAAUGAAAUUGAAGCACUGCCUGGGUUUAUCGGUGAGCUGCCCGCAUUACAAGAAUUAUGGCUCGAUCACAACAAACUUCAGUAUUUACCUUCGGAAAUUGGCAACUUGAAAGCUUUAAUUUGUUUGGACGUUAGUGAAAACAAGCUAGAGAAGAUUCCAGAAGAAAUCGGGGGUUUAUGUUCCCUUACAGAUCUGCAUUUAUCGCAGAAUAUGCUUGAAACAGUACCAAACGGUAUUGGCGAUCUGGGAAAAUUAGCGAUAUUGAAAUUGGACCAAAAUAGAUUACAUACAUUAAACGAGAACGUUGGAAGGUGUACAAAUCUACAAGAGCUUAUAUUGACGGAGAAUUUUUUAAUGGAACUGCCAAGAUCGAUUGGCAAUCUAAACGAGUUGACGGUACUGAAUGUGGAUAGGAAUUCCUUAGGCGAUAUACCGCAAGAGAUCGGCAACAUGACGCUGUUGGGCGUGCUCAGUUUGCGAGACAACAAGCUCACGAAGCUGCCAAAUGAAUUAGGAAACUGUAAAUCCCUCCAUGUGUUAGAUGUAAGCGGCAAUCGAUUACAAUAUCUUCCAUACACGCUAGUGAAUCUGGAGUUAAAAGCGGUCUGGUUAUCAGAGAACCAAGCUCAGCCAUUACUCACCUUCCAAACAGACAGAGACGAGACAACCGGAGAGAAUGUGCUAACUUGCUUCCUCCUGCCGCAGCUCAGCUAUACACAACAGCCAGAGUUGGAACACACGUCAGAGGUCGGCAGUGGCACGUGGUUCAGGGAACACAGAUUUAAUUCUCAGUCACAAGAGCUUGAUAGGAUAAGAGAGUCGACAUUUUCACGUGACCACGACUCUGACGACGAUUGGGAGGAAAAAGAAGCGUCCCGCACUAUUUCUGUGAAAUUCACCGAAGACAUGCCAGAAGCCAAAGAGACCCCAUUCGUGCGGCAAAACACACCUCACCCGAAGGAGUUGAAGGCGAAAGCCGUGAAACUGUUCACGAGGACACCGGAGGCGCCGGCGCAGACCAACGAAGUUCCGACCACCAAUGGGAUCGUCGCGUCGCCUGAGCCUGUGCAGACUGUUACGGAGAUUAUCGAACCACCGCAAAUACAGCAAGCGCCAGUGGCACCGGAAGUUACGCAGGAGGAAGAUAGCGACAGUGAAACGGCUGACGAUAAAGAGUCUUCUGAAGGGGAAAAUGACGACAACGACGAUUCUGACGAAUUGGAGGCAAUUAAGAAACGGGAACAACCAGAAGAACAUAAAACGGACAAUGAAGAGGAAGUGGACGAUGUACCUGAUGGUGAGUCAGUAUCGGACCGUCCGGAGAGCGAAGCGCGUAUAGUGAACGACCAGAAAUGUAUGGAAGUGCGGAUAGCGCGGGCGGCGGGCGGGCUCGGGCUCAGCAUAGCGGGCGGGAGGGGCUCCACUCCGUACAUCGGCGACGAUGAGGGCAUCUUCAUAUCGCGGGUCACCCCCAAUGGACCGGCUUAUUUGGCUGGACUUAGGGUCGGUGAUAAAGUGUUGUCGGUGAACGGCACGUCGGUGGUAGAUGUGGACCACUACUACGCGGUUGAGGUGCUUAAAGCUAGCGGCCAAACGCUCACUCUGGUCGUGACCAGGGAAUCGCCCACGUCGACGAGAACACACAGCCGCGCGGCGAGCGGCGCUAGCCAUCACUCAGUAUCGACCGCUGAUACGGUAUCGACGCUCGAGAACGGACAGAUCCAAACGGGUCGAGGCGUGCCCAAAGCGCUAAUCAUCAGCAACCCGUACGCGCAAGAGUUCGAGCCGGAGCAGAAGGAGCACGUGAUACACACGAUAGUGACGAACGUGUCGCCCGAGCCCGAGCCGCAGCCCGCGCACUACCAGCGGCUGCAGGCUUCGCCGCCGCCAGCUACGCAGCCUUAUGUACCACCCGCGUACCAGCAGAAGGUGCUGGUGCACACGACGCUGAUCCGCGACGGCGCGGGGCUGGGGUUCAGCAUCGCGGGCGGGCGCGGCUCGCCGCCGUACCGCGCCGACAGCCACGCGCUCUACGUGUCGCGCGUCUCGCCGCACGGCGCCGCCGCCAAGGACGGCAAGAUGCUCGUCGGCGACCGCCUCGUCUCGAUAAACGGCGUCGAUAUGGAUAAUGCAACACACGACCAAGCAGUAGCCAUGCUCACGGGACACGAAAGAUUUGUGAGGCUCGUCUUACAAAGAACCAUCACGCCAGAACAAGCGGAGAUCCUAUCGAGAAAGUCAACAUCGGAAGAAGUGAGAGAGCACAAAACUAGCCAGCAAAACUUGAACGUCACUAACACCACGAAACCGAUCUCGAAUCACGUAUCACCCACACCCGCACACAACCACACGAUGCCGCGUGUAACUACUCAGAUCGCACCGCAGGUUACACAGAUACCGCCGAACCAACAAACACAAACGCUACCGAAACCGCAAACGCAACCGAUAACGCAACCGCAACCACAACCGCAACCCAAGUACGCACCGAAUGUCGCCCCGCCGCAACCCGCACCAAGAAAACUGAGUCAAACUAACGGAACGGCGGAAAGGAAAUCAACUAACAGUGCGAGCACGCCUUUAACUCCUGGCGCGAAUAAAUUGCACGGCUCUAACGACGACGUAUUCGACGACAUUCAGCCGUCUCGGCCAAUCACGAGCGAGGAGUUCCAAGCGAUGAUCCCGGCGCACUUCCUGGGGGCCCCGCGCGCCGCGCCGGAGCCCCCGGAGCGCGGCGUGCGCAUCACCGUGCAGAGGCCCGCGGGCCCCGCGCUGCCCCCGCCGGGGCCCCCCACACUCGGCCGCGUCACCGAGACCAUCACCAAGUCCACCUUCACCGAGACCACGGUCACCAGGGUCACCGAUAACCACCUCGUCGCGCCGCUCAUUAUUGAAGAUGUGACAUUAGUUAAAGAAGGCGGCUCUCUAGGAUUCAGUAUAAUCGGUGGAACGGAUCAUUCGUGUGUGCCAUUCGGAGCCAAGGAACCUGGAAUAUUUAUAUCUCACAUCGUUCCCGGCGGCGUGGCGGCUCGGUCCGGCAAGCUGCGCAUGGGCGACCGUCUCGUCAAAGUGAACGGAACAGAACUGACAGGCUCCUCCCACCGCGACGCGGUACAGCUGCUGCUGCAACCGGGGGCCACGCUCACACUGACCGUGCGACACGACCCGCUGCCGCUCGGCUUCCAGGAGUUAACGAUAAUAAAGCAAGAGGGCGAGAAGCUUGGUAUGCAUAUUAAGGGUGGAUUGAACGGGCAACGCGGCAAUCCGAAUGAUCCAAACGACGAAGGAGUGUUUAUAUCGAAAAUUAACAGCGGUGGAGCGGCUAGAAGAGAUGGAAGACUUAAAGUGGGCAUGCGGCUGCUGGAAGUGAACGGCGUGUCCCUGCUGGGCGCGACGCACAACGAGGCGGUGAACGCACUGCGCUCGGCCACGCUCGCGCCGCUGCACCUCGUCGUGUGCCACGGGUACUCGCGCCCCGACAAGUUUACGACGGGUAGCGAGAGCGGGACGGCCGAGACGGGCGGUUCGCUGUCUCACUCCACCUCCAGUCUCGAUAGAGACGAAACGAUGCAUCAACAACAGGAUCAUAGCCCGCAGCAAGAUAUAGUUGAAUUCGAACACGAUAGGCAAGUUGCUGAAAUGAGGGAAAAAUCGACACCCGAAAAGGUGAUGGACAUAGUGCACGCAGUGGAAAGCAUCGCCCUAGAGCCGGGUCCACCGUCCCCAGAGCCGCAACACAAGACGACCACAGUGGUGAUGUCCAAACACACGCUGCAGCCUCAGUCGUCUAGCUCUCAAGCGGCGCCGCUAUCGCCGCUGGCGGUGUUCACGGAACAGAAAGUGAAGACGCCGUCCCCCGCGCCCGGCGACGCGAGCCCGGCCCCACACCCGCACACGCAACACCCGCAACACCCGCCCAACCCACCCGCCAAACAGAAACCUCAAGUUCCCCGCAAACCGCAAAUCAAGCGAGUUAGUUUCACGCCGGAUUCCGACGACGUACAUGAAAUAAUAUCGCCCACGAAACGACCGACCUCGCUAUCCGAAUCGCAUGAGUUGCAUGACCGCGACCCGAGUGACCGCUCGAAUACUAACGAUGCAUGCUCCGACAGUAGGCCAUUACUAAUCCGCCACCAAACUACAGUCGAGACACAUGAACCGAAAAAGUUAACGCCCGUCGUUCGGCCGGAAGAUUUUAUAAUUCCCCCUCCGCCAUUAUUCGCCACUAAAGUAAGUGAAAGUCAAUUAGUUCACGACAUCGUAAAAGGCGUAGACGUCCCGCUAAUCGCUGUUGUCCCCGAACGCAUCGUUCUGCCCGAGCCGACCGUGGCAGAGACGACCGUGCAGUCGUCUAACUCCACGAAUUCCCCAGAAACUGAAUUUCCACCCCCCGUAAAUUAUGAAGCUUUCCCGGCUUUUGAACCUACAAAUAAACGUAGUGAUGAAUCAUCACGAUCUAUUAUAUAUUCCGAUGUGCCUUCACCACAAGUCUUCCGUAGCGAACCUCCUUCAUUAGAAAGUGAUGAAAUAUAUUAUAAUGAGCUAUCAGUCAGUCCAGGUACGGCACCGGAACCGCCUGCGUUACUUCAUGCUCAAUAUAAAACGCUUCCUACAGUCUCACACGUGCCUAAUUCUCCCUGCUAUUUACAUCCAGACAGAAAUUAUUUCGAUGAUAUGUCGAAGUCAAAUGAGAGUCAAUCAUUGAAAGAUUUAAGAGUUAAAAAUAUAUCAUCUACUAUGGUACAUUCGACGACGUAUCCGCCCUACAAUCCUUAUCCUUCAUUAACUACUGUAGCGGGAACAUACAAUCCUUAUACGUGUGUAGUUCCUGAAAACACUCAUAAACCUACAUAUUCAACCCAAAAAUCUUUAUCACCAUCAUUAGUAACUUCAGUAAGCAAGGACAUAAACGCUAAUCUUACACAACCUGGUCCGCUUGUGGGUAAUCGACCUAAGAGUGCGCAGUCUGAGAGAAGAGUACGUUUUGGCGAAGUGACGAGUGCUUUUGAGUACGAUAUUUUGCCGAAAAGUUUGGAAACAAUGAGAGAGGGGAGCUCCUCGCCUGCACCAACCCUCAAACCCGCAUGGAGCAGCAAAACCAAAUCCUUCGCCACCGGCGAGGCUUCCCCACCUCAUUCUGGUAAAUUUGUGAAAGCAUCUGUCAGCGAUAAGAAAAAGUUUUUCGAAAACGCAAUGGAAGAAAGCCACAAAUCAUCACCUAAACCAGAAAAAGUUUUCACAUUCCUGUCGGCGGAUGAGGUGGAGAAAUUGAAGCAGGAAGAGGAAAGGAAAAUGGCGUCGUUAUCUCGCUCCGAGCUCAGGUCUUGGUCCCCGGGGGAGGACCGACACAGCGGAGACAGCGAGCAUUCCGACGAUGAGCCGUACGAGAACGGCCAUAGCGUAUCCCUGGGCGGCGUGAGUCCGUCAGCAAAAUCUCAACGGCGGCGACAAGCUCGCUCGCCGUCCGAGCACGAGGACGAGCACGAGCGGGCCGCGAGGCGGGCUGCCUGGCGAGCCGCUAGACUGCGCUCGCUUGAACAGGAUGCAAUUGAGUCACAAAAAGCAAUUAAAAGCAUGGUGGGCCCGGCGCAUGACAUCAUAGGAGAAGUACCUCCGAGGGACAGAUCUCCUUCAGAGAAAUGGCCCCUGCCACGUAUCGCGUUGCGUACAAAACCGGGGCCGAUACUGGCCGUCAAGGAGAAGGAAAAAUUAUUAGACGAGAGAAUAACGCUUCGCACGGAGGAAUACGUGUGUCCCGCCACCGGCGAGACCAAAGUCCGAACUGUCGAGUACAUUGAGAAAGUCAUUGAGAAAGAGGUCGAAACGACGCAAGAGAAAAUAAUAUCGUUGGAGCUGACGACGAGCCCCAGCAGCGAGACGGCGCCCACAGAGCUGGCGGGCGCGAUGGGGCUGGGGGAGGGGGAGGGCGAGGGGGAGGGGGAGGGGGAGGGCAGCUCCCUCCAGCCUGACAUCGUGCAGGUUGUCAACCCCCUGCUGGACGGCGGCGCGGGCCACGUCACCGCCAUCCCCGUGGGGCCCGCGCACAGACUCACCGCCUACUCGGAGCACCAGUAGACCCCCCCACGCGCGAAACUAGAAUAUUUUUAUUUUUCUUUCAUAAUUUUGCUUUGCCGUGCAAAAUUCUUUUUAAAGAAACGCGUAAAAAUAAUUUAUUAGUUGACGGCGCGAACGUCCCGGCCGGCCUCGUGAGCGCCAGAACGCGCGAGAUACGUAGCAGCCGCGGCCCCGACUCGCUCCAUCCGAGCGACGAACUCGUUUGUAGAUUUCUUCAGAACAACGAACGUUUUAAUGUUUCCAUCUUCUGUAUUAUAACUGUGAUAAUAAAAUAGAAAUUCCACCGAUGUAUAGAGGCCCGUCGAAGAAAUCCACCAACGACUUUUUUUUUAUAAAUCGUGCAUUUUCUUAUCACAAUUGUUUUAUUUUUUUACUAUUAUUUCGCGACGGAGAUUCGUGUACGAGAUGCGUAUCUAUUUUGAUAUUGUACUUUGAAUACUUUACGUAUUGUAAUAUUUUCAUUCCGUGCAAGAUUUUAUUGUUUGACUGAAUGCCGAUGCAGUACUUGUGUACUUUAGGAGCGAUAAGAAUUCAUCGGGUCGGUAGGCGAGAUUACUUAAGUGUAGGUACAAACUAUCAGUCACAUGUUUUAUCAGAUAGACAGACUAUAUUUGGCAUCACAGUCUUAUUCGUUCGACACUUUGAUCAUUUUUAAGUACCUUUAACGUAGUUUAUAAUUUUUAUUUUUGUAUUGUCAUCAUUCGUACAGUAUUUGUGUUUUAACUGGUGUAUUAUUUUAAUUUAAUAAUUUUAUUGUAACAAUUAUGUAUGUGGUGCCUUAAUUCUAAAUGGAUUAAUUAUUGUAAAAUAGCGAUUUUUAACAAUGUCAACUCUAUUCAUAAUGAUAAUAGAUUCCAAUUUAAUUGUAAUUAUACAAAUAGAAUUUUUGCAUUUGAACUUAGCGAUGCUGUAUUGUCUUUUUUAAAUGUAUAAUUAUUGUCUAUUGACUAAAUCUCAACAAAUUGUAUAUUUCCGUUGAUAAAUGUUUUUUGGAAAAAUAAUUUAAUAGACUCAUGUUAGUAUGUACCGCGUGUUGAUUGAGAGAGUGGUGAAUGUGUGUCCUUUGUAUCUUUUUAAGACUCUUUAGCUACAUGUGGAUUGUAAACUAAUGGAAAUAUUGGAUGUUUGUCCUAUAAAUGGUUUAAUAUAUAUUUUAAUAAAAUGA
Colias croceus (clouded yellow) is the source of this 7956-nucleotide messenger RNA. RefSeq names its product protein lap4 (gene scrib). The record is from RefSeq and is a predicted model, not a curated record. Gene Ontology annotation, cellular component: postsynaptic membrane; adherens junction; postsynaptic density. Gene Ontology annotation, molecular function: protein binding. Gene Ontology annotation, biological process: neurotransmitter receptor transport postsynaptic membrane to endosome; neurotransmitter receptor transport, endosome to postsynaptic membrane. The coding region runs from base 171 to 6791 and encodes 2206 amino acids. Lineage: Eukaryota; Metazoa; Arthropoda; Insecta; Lepidoptera; Pieridae. The transcript is spliced from 35 exons.